GACAGCCUGUGACGUUGUAACGUAAUGACUCCUUGAAAGUUAACCUCACAUUUUGUUUAUAACUUUAUCUUUAAUUUUAGAAAAUUUCUGAAUAUCAAGGUGAUCAAAUGACUACGUUGAGAGGAUGGCGGUAUACAGCAUUGAUAGGAGGUCUAGUGGCAAGCAUAGGCUUGACAAUAUAUCCCAUAAUAAUUCAUCCCAUGAUGAAUCCAGAAAAGUACAAAAAAAUUCAAGCCCAUACUAGAGCUAAUAUAAAUCAAGAAGAUAUUCAACCAGGAAAUAUGAAAGUUUGGACAGAUCCUUUCGAUAGAAAAAAGCCUGACUCGAAGUAGUUCUUAGAAUAGUGAAAUAUAUACUUAUAAGUAGUUUUCAGUUAUUUAAUAAAAUAAAUUUGAUUACAAAAA
Molecule: messenger RNA, 404 nt
Organism: Leptinotarsa decemlineata (Colorado potato beetle)
Lineage: Eukaryota; Metazoa; Arthropoda; Insecta; Coleoptera; Chrysomelidae
Product: small integral membrane protein 20
Biological process (GO): mitochondrial respiratory chain complex IV assembly
Cellular component (GO): mitochondrial inner membrane
Source: RefSeq, a predicted model, not a curated record